Molecule: messenger RNA, 814 nt
Organism: Heterobilharzia americana
Lineage: Eukaryota; Metazoa; Platyhelminthes; Trematoda; Strigeidida; Schistosomatidae
Source: the annotation of a GenBank genome assembly
AUUGUAGCGAAUUUGAAGGUCAACUUACCCCAUUUUCAGUAUCUGUCUCUAGACUGUCUAAUUUCUCCGCUGUAAAGCGCGCUGUUGUUUGUCGAUUGUCUCUUUCUAUUCUAUGCAAGUGCAUCUUGAGUGCUUUAUCAGUCGUCGCCUGACGUUUUUCUGUUCCGCUUCUCCCAGAUCCGAUUGGUCACCUUGAAACUCUCACUUCUACGCCCCUCUGAAAAAGCAUACAUAGCUGCAGGCUGGACGAAAAUUCAUCAAUAGACUCGGUUAACAUUUUAGUCGGGCCAAAUAGGACAAUGUUAGGCAGCUCAAUUUAGAAAACGUUUGGCCAACUGUGGGGAUAGGUGUUUAGGUGAGACCGAGUUUCAGGAAUGGCCUACAAUAUUUCAGUCCCUGAUGCCUAUAAGUACAGAGCAAUUUUCGAUCAGCUGCAACCUACUUAUGGAAAGCUACCUGGCAUAAAGAUUAGGGAGGUGUUCUUGAAAUCUCGGUUGCCGAUAGAAACUCUCGGAAAAAUAUGGGACCUUGCAGAUAUUGAUAAUGAUGGUAGCUUAGACCAAAGCGAGUUUAUUGUCGCCAUGCAUCUGGUUCAUCGAUCACUGAGGGUGAAAAGCUACCGGACAAGCUUCCUCAAAAUUUGGUUCCUCCGGACAAAGAACGUUACUUGUCAAAUAAUAUCUCUAAUAAUUCCGUACUUUGCCUUACAUCAGUUACCAGUGAAACUGAUUUUAAUUUGGCAUUGGUCCCUGUUCAACCUACCUGCGAAUCGAGUCCAAGAUUAAGUGCUGGAGAUUCAUCCGCACUUGCCUUG